AAGCCGGACACUCUUCCGCCACUGAAGCCCCUUCUCUCUUUCUGUCCCAUGUGCCCCCGCCCACGCUGUCAGAAACACCCGCCAAGCGCCCGCUACUUUUGAAGUGCAAAAAGGACGUCUCUUGCGGCCCGAGCAUCUUUCCUUUCUUGGAUAACGAAGUUUACUUUGAGCGCUGCCCGCGCUAAACUGACAACCAGUUGUUAAACUCCCCUUGCUCUUUUGGUGUUGCCUCUUUCUAAUCUGUUUGUGCGUCGAGACCUUCAGAGUUGGAUAAAAUGAUGUCCUCAUCCGCUCUUCGAUGUGUACCUUUGGGGCGCUUGUUGUCUGUCUUGCUGUUACUUUUUAUCUGUAAGCCCAAUCUAAUGAAUGAAUUUCAUCUUCCAACCUCUUAAUUCAAGUUUCCUUUCCUAAUGAAGGUGAUGACUCAGCGUUUGUGUUCCUUUCUGGAUAGUGUGGCACUCCUUUCUUCCUCCCGCAUCCUUUUUUUUUUUUUAAUUCUGAGUAAUUUCUAAUUAAAUGUUUAAUUUGGACACCUUCCGUUUUCCCAGCCUUUCGAGGCUCAGCACUCCUACCUUAAGUAGGAGUUAGAUCGCUGCUUUGUUUCUCUUGCCUCUCCCUGCUAUUGAUAUGAUCAUAGUUCACUUGGCUCUGCUGUCUGGUGGGGAAGUUAUUUUGUGGAGAAUAGAUGAAGAUGAAUACUCAGGAAGUUUGAUUAGUUUCCAUUUCUUCAGUUCUACCAAAGAAAGUAAGCUCAGUGAAGAAGAUAAAUCUAUGUUGAAUAUUGAUGUUGGGGGUUUUUUUGUAGCCAUGUACUUAUUCUUUUCUAUUUUUCUAACAUCUCACUAAAGUAUCUGUCAUUCUGUUUUGAAAAUUUGACGCCAAUUUAAGCACAUCGAGUGCUUGAAUGAAAAGCCUGCUUAGGAGAACUUUUAUGUUUAUGUUUUGUGCUGUCUUCCAUUACUAUCUUCUCCACCCAAAAAGGAGAGAACUGGGACAAACCAGAAAUUUGUCCAUUAACAUCUAUCUUUUGAAGCCAAGUCUUAGUAUUUAGUUAGCGAUGUGUACUUUGAUAGUAACAUCUGGGAAAACAAUGUAGAGCCUAACUGGCAUGUAUUUAACAGCUGAAAGUUACAUUGUAUCAAAAAAUCUGAAAUGUCAUUGCAUUAUAAUAGCUACUGAAUAAUUGGUAAAUUCUCUUGGCGUUUUUCUCAUUAGCUUCAACUAUGUAUCUUUUCCUUAGAAAGAGGAACCCCUGGUAUUGUCAUGCUUAACAAUAUGCUAUUUUAGCACCUUUUAUUCAAGCAACUAUCUUCGCAUCUGCCUUGUCAUCUCUUUCAGGCCUUCUCCAGCAGACUAAUAAGCUAACUUUGUCACUAAUUUCCCACCUGUAGCUUCUCUAUAGUCUCCUGUCCCUUCUCUGAAACACAUUUAAAUUGUCUAUGUUUACAGUUGUCUAAAAAUGUGACAUGUAUACAUAUGAGUAAAUAAACAUCUUAAGUUUUGUUGUACCUGUAUGUCAGUACAUGUUGAUUCUUCUGUCUUCCUUUUUCCUUCUCCCACUCUUCUCCAUGGUAAGACAUUUGUAGACAAGGACUGCUACAUCCUCCUAGGUCUUAACCCUGCAGCACUUAGUUCCCUGCCUGGAACAUAAGAGGUACUCAGUAAAUCUUUUACAAUGAUUAUAUUUCUUUCAUUAAGUUAAUAUUAAGUCCUUUUUUUUUUUAAGUCUUAAUUGAUUUAAAAUUAUAGACAGACAUUACUAUCACACAUAGUGCAAUCUGUUGAUUUUUAUUUUUAAACCCUCAAAUGUAAAAUUUUGAGAUAUAAACAAAUGUUUCACAAUUGAGGAUUUUUGUCAGAGCUUAAUGAAAAUAAUGCAUAGUGGGUUUUUUAAGUGUAUGUUUUACAUAUUUGUCCUCAAAGGAGUCUUAGAUACAAGUAACAUGAAAAUUUGAGUGUGAUUUUAGAGGUUGAUGUCUAGUAGGGUUUUUUUGUUAUGGAGAGCCUUCUUGUAUUUUGCAUUGUGAUCUAUAGAUUAGGUUUUCAAGUGACUAGUAUGUUUUUAAAAAAUGUACUCUUAACAAAACUUAUCUUAAAUUGUUUCCUUAAAAUGCCUGUGUGUUACUAGUGAGGUUUUUUUCCUGCAGACACACACAAGCUAAGACAUAUGGUUCUAUCUUCAGAAAACAAUAUGGUGUUUAUAGCCUAGCUAUGUAGGUAACCUCUCCAGAGAUGUCACAGAAGUCCUUAUACUUCAGUUAUUUAGUCAGAUUGGACCCUGUAAAAGCUGUAAAAUGAUAACAGAGCAACCCGAUAGCAGAAGGGUCAACUCUUCUGUUGGAUUUUCUGUUUUGCAGCAUACAAGCAAUGACCCAUAUUGCUUUGUGGAAUUUUAUGAACACAGGGAUGCAGCUGCUGCAUUAGCUGCUAUGAAUGGGAGAAAAAUUUUGGGAAAGGAGGUCAAAGUAAACUGGGCAACAACACCAAGUAGCCAGAAAAAAGAUACUUCCAAUCACUUCCAUGUAUUUGUUGGGGAUUUGAGUCCAGAAAUUACUACAGAAGAUAUCAAAUCAGCAUUUGCCCCCUUUGGUAAAAUAUCGGAUGCCCGGGUAGUUAAAGACAUGGCAACUGGAAAAUCCAAAGGCUAUGGUUUUGUAUCUUUUUAUAACAAACUGGAUGCAGAAAACGCAAUUGUGCAUAUGGGAGGUCAGUGGUUGGGUGGUCGUCAAAUCAGAACCAAUUGGGCCACACGUAAACCACCUGCACCAAAAAGUACACAAGAAAACAACACUAAACAGUUGAGAUUUGAAGAUGUAGUAAACCAGUCAAGUCCAAAAAAUUGUACUGUCUACUGUGGAGGAAUUGCUUCUGGGUUAACAGAUCAACUUAUGAGACAGACAUUCUCACCAUUUGGACAAAUUAUGGAAAUAAGAGUUUUUCCAGAGAAGGGCUAUUCAUUUGUCAGAUUUUCCACCCACGAAAGUGCAGCCCAUGCCAUAGUUUCAGUGAAUGGUACUACGAUUGAAGGACAUGUUGUUAAAUGCUAUUGGGGUAAAGAAUCUCCUGAUAUGACUAAAAAUUUCCAACAGGUUGACUAUAGCCAGUGGGGCCAGUGGAACCAAGUUUAUGGAAACCCACAACAGUAUGGACAGUAUAUGGCAAACGGGUGGCAAGUACCGCCUUAUGGAGUAUACGGACAACCAUGGAAUCAGCAAGGAUUCGGAGUAGAUCAAUCACCUUCUGCUGCUUGGAUGGGUGGAUUUGGUGCUCAGCCUCCCCAGGGACAAGCUCCUCCCCCCGUAAUACCUCCUCCUAACCAAGCUGGAUAUGGUAUGGCAAGUUACCAAACACAGUGAGCUGGGACUCUAAGCAAAAUUGUAAUUCAUGAUAGGCUUCAGUUUCCUAUGACACUCUGAAGACAUGAAAGUAGACAUCGGAAAAUGAAAAUAUUUAUUUUAAAAUUGAAAUGUUUGGAACCUUUAGCACAGCUUUGCUUUGGUGAAGGACACAUGUCUUCUAGUUCUGCCUUUUUAAGUUUUUGUUCAUGAUGGAUAUGAACAUGAUUUUUCUUUGUGUACAAAAACUAAAAUAAAGUCAAUAAAGAACUCUGACUGCAAAUUUUGAUAUAAUAGAAGUGGGUGAUACCUUUUGAAUCUUAGACACGAUUCCAUUUUUAUCUUGCUGUUCAGUAUUUUAACUCACUGUGUUUUUAAAAGAGCAAAAAGGGAGGAUUGUGAAAAACUGGGAAGCACAUAUAAGUUCAUCCUGAUACUCCCUCCCCUCGCCCCAAGGUGGACCACAUUCGAAGUCAGCAGAAAAAAGUGUGACAUUCAGAAGAAAUUCAUGAUUUUGGAGUCCCUUUGGAGGAAAUAUUUACUUUCUCUAUGCCUAAAGAAACUGAAGCCAGACUGAUAAAGAAAAUUUGCAACCUAAAUAAGGAACAGCAUUUUCUGAGUUACUUGGGCGAAUGUUGGUGGUCUGCAUCCAGACGUAUUUUUAAAAUGUCAAAAAGUGUUGAUUAUUAAAACUAUAGUAAAUUACAUUUCAUUUUGGGAGGGGGAGGGAAUUCCAAGUAUGGUGUUUGUAUUAAAGUCAGACAGUCAUACUUGUGCUUUUACAUGAAGUUUGAAUGGUAUACAUUGUAAAUAUUGAAUAUCUACAGUGUUUAAAAAGCAUGCUUCAACAUAGAAGUAGCAACGAUGUAAUUAUCGGAAGUAACACUUAACAUACUCCACUGCUUUGAAGGCAGUGGAUUGGUAAGAAUGUUCAAGACUGACAUUUCCAAGGUUGGCUACUAUGUACAAUUAAAAUUACACAAAUUAUUAUACAGAAAAAGCCUUAACUUUAAUUUCAUACAAAUCUUUAAUGCAUUAGUAUAUUUUAAAAAGUCAUUGGAAAUUAGAUUUUUUUUUCUUUUUCUUUUUUUGCUUUACAUUAUUUGGUAUGUAAAUACCUUGAUUCAAAACCUUGUAAACCUAUUUCAAGGUUCCUAUAAGUUGUAUAGUAUAAGUGUUUUUUAAAAAUCUUGGGGUGUUUUUUAAAAUUAGAUAUAUUUUGCCCAAUAAUUUUUUUAACAAAUUGCUAAAACAUCUUAUUUAGACAGUUCAUUGUACAAAUUUAUAAUUGGAUAUUCAGUUUAAAUAGGACACAGAGCUGUGACUUUUUAAUUCUUUUCUCUAAAUGGGUAGUGUAAAUGAAAUGACAAGCCUGAGCAGAGGCUGAGCAGUUUGUAUGCAGAGUUUGUAAAUGAAUUGAUCAGGAACAUGUAUAAGAUAGAGGGUUACUUCUGAGGUAAUUUUCAGGCCAUGUGGAUAAAAACUGCCUCAAAUUUCUAUCAGAACAGGAAUGUAAAAUAGAUAAAGCCUCAUGUAUAUGAACUGUGACAGCUAGGGGGUGCAAAUGCUUCAGCAGCGUUUUUGAAAUGUUUGAGGCCUGAGCACCAAAAUAAGAAAAUAACCCUUUAUGGUUCAGUAGUAAGAUGCAACUUGCACCUACAAAUUACUAUUUUUUAAACGUUUGAAGUCUUGCAGACAGUUAGCUUUAAAAUAAUGAUGGUUUUGUAAAUUGGUGACCACAGUAAUUUUGGUAUUACUUUACUUCGUCUUCCUCUUACAAAUAUAGCCACAUGUAUUCAUCGUAAAAAUUUACAGGGUCUGAAGUUCUUCAUCUUUGGGCUACAUUUUUAUGGCACUUUUUUUAGUUUUAACUAUGUUAGUCAUCUAUUACCCUCAUAAAAUUUAUCCUGGUAUCUUUUGUUUCUGGUUAAUGUCUUUGGAGGAUGUCUUUGAAGAAGUUAACUUUAUAUUUUAUAAGGAGAGCAUUCAAGAAAUUAUAGCAAUUAUGCCUCCUAGUUAAAAAUUCCAUGAAGAUGGAUGAAACUUGAAUAACUAAAGACUUUUUUUCUUAUAUUGAUAAAGCGUAUUAAAUUCUCAGUUUGUUGUUUUCAGUCUGCCAGUAAAUUAAGUAGCUUCUUGAGAUAACUGACGGCUAAAUAUAGCUGCAGUAUUUCCCGGUUUCAUAUUCUGUGAUUUAUUCAGUCUCUAGGUGUAUUGCCAUAGUAAGCAUAUGACUGAAGUUCCCCUUGGUCUAAUCUGAGAGAGAACAGGAUUUCAUGAUCAGUUCAGUUAGUGGAAGUUAUUUCAUAUUAAAUGAUUUUUAAAAUAUAGAUCUACUUAUCCAAAUUAAAUACACUAUUUCAAAAUACAACUGCCAAGAUAACACAGACUCAGACUAUUUUUUAACCCAAAGCAAAGUCAGUGCCAUCUUGAUCCAAUUUAAGCCUAAGAAUCAUUGCCUUUUCUGUGUUUAUUAAAAACAGCAGCAGAGAUUCUUUGGCAUGCAAGAAAAGGUUUUUCGUUUCAUAAUUAUUUUGAGAUUUAUUUUGGUGAUGUGUUUCUGACUACCAUCUUCUUUGCUCUAAUAAUCUCUUUACUAGUAUUUCCCCCAUGCCAUUCCCACUUGAUUUUUAUGCCUGCUGGCAGUGAGGCUAAAGUGACUGGCCAACUUAAGCCAAAGCUGUAAACCACAGUUGAAGUAAGUCUUUCAAUAAAGACUAGAUUAUAUGAUAAGUGGCUUUUUCUUAUUGUCGUUUAUUGCAUAAUUAUUCCUCUUAGGCGGCCAUGAAACAAUUUGGUAUGUGGAGUAUAUUCAUGACUUACUUUCUUAGGUUCUGUGUAAGGUAAAAGUUCAUUAGCUUUGUUAAAUUAAAAUUUUAAUCUCUGGAUAUAAGGAGUAGACAUUCAUAUCCUUCCAAAAAUGUGUGCUUUGUUCUUGAAUAUUAAUAUAGUAAAACCUUAUUAAUUUGGAGUCCACAAAUAUGAGAACUAUCAUUUUACUCUGCCUAGGAGCCAUGGUGGCGCAGUGGUUAAGAGCUCAGCUACUAACCAAAAGGUCGGCAGUUCGAAUCAUCAGCCACUCCUUGGAAACUGUGGGGCAGUUC
Messenger RNA from Trichechus manatus latirostris (Florida manatee), 6439 nucleotides. RefSeq names its product TIA1 cytotoxic granule associated RNA binding protein like 1 (gene TIAL1). The transcript has 12 exons. Gene Ontology annotation, molecular function: mRNA binding; DNA binding. NCBI's taxonomy places the organism in Eukaryota, Metazoa, Chordata, Mammalia, Sirenia, Trichechidae. Bases 2295 to 3356 code for a protein of 353 amino acids. Gene Ontology annotation, cellular component: nucleus. The record is from RefSeq and is a predicted model, not a curated record.